GCUGCACCGAUCUUUUCAAAACUCACCUCUCAUUUCUCGAUAUUCAUAUUCUCUGCUGAAUCAAAAUGGCUAAGAAAGCCACCCUUGCAUCGUCAAAAGCAAAAGCUUCGUCCUUGCAACCCCAAGCUAAAAGUCAGAAAUCACCAAAAGUGGUUCAACGACCACAGGAAUCUUCUGAGGACGAUGUCGAAGACGAGGAGUCGGUCGGGUCGCAGGAACACGAGGAGGAUAGCUCAGAUGACGAGGAGGACGUCGACGAAGAGGGCAUGAAGAAAUUAAUGGUGGCUUUGGGUGAAGAUGGACUUGACGAGUUUGCUCAGACCGAGCUGCGCGCAUUAACGGGAGACGAGGACAGUGAUGAGGAGGAAAGCGACGCAGAGGAAGGUAGUGAAAUUGCCGAGGAAGAUGUUGACGAAGUCGAUGCACAACAAUCUGGUGAUGAGGACGAGGAAGUACAGGAAGGUGCUUCCGAAGACGAAGACGAGGAACGGGCGGUAGAAAGUGAGAGAGAUGAGGAUGAAGAGGAGCAGGAUAUACCCUUGGAUGAGGCUGAGUCUGUAGACGAGGACGUUGUUCCUCGGCAGAAAAUUGAAAUCGACAACAAGAUUGCUCUUGCACGCAUAAGAGAGACCAUUCAGUUGGACCCUUCCAUGCCAUGGACGGAAACGUUAACUGUGACGUAUCCUGAAUCCAUCGAGGUUGAUGUGGAUGAUGACCUCAACCGUGAACUUGCUUUUUAUAAGCAAGCACUGCACGGAGCAAACACUGCGAAGGACCUUGCCGCUAAGCACAACUUCCCGUUCACCCGUCCCGCAGAUUACUUCGCAGAGAUGGUGAAAUCAGACGCACACAUGGAACGGAUACGACAACGAUUAUUGGAUGAGGGUGCGACUAUCAAGCGAAGCGAAGAGAAACGGAGGGAACGUGAAGGCAAGAAGUUCGGAAAGCAAGUGCAGAUGGAAAAGCUCAAGGAGCGGGAGCGAAGUAAGAAGGAUAUGGAAGAGAGGCUCAAAGGUCUCAAGCGAAAACGCAAGGGUGCUAUGGAUAACGCUCAAGAAGACGAAGGAGCUUUCGACGUCGCCGUAGAAGAUGCUAUUUCCGACCGACCUUCCAAGCGCGGGCGCGGAGGAGGACGAGGUGAUAAACGCGGCAUCUCUCGACCUGCUCGCGACAAAAAAUUCGGCUUUGGUGGACCUGGAAAGCGUGCCAAGCAGAAUACCAAGGAUUCAACGGACGACUUCGUUUCUCGAGGUUCCGGAAGAUCAUCAAGAGGCGGCAGAGGCGGAGCGAGGGGAGGUUCAAAACGACUUGGAAAAAGCAGGCGGAUGACUUCGCGUGGUCGCUCAUAGUAUUUGUAUCCACCUGAUGUUUCUGCCUUUCCUUGUAUCCACCUGAUAUCUUUCUGCCUUUGCUUUGAGUCAAAUGCAAGGUUAAAUGUCGGAUGCCACUAUGAUUU
Molecule: messenger RNA, 1456 nt
Organism: Somion occarium
Lineage: Eukaryota; Fungi; Basidiomycota; Agaricomycetes; Polyporales; Cerrenaceae
Source: the annotation of a GenBank genome assembly